Messenger RNA from Episyrphus balteatus (marmalade hoverfly), 824 nucleotides. RefSeq lists its product as uncharacterized. The transcript has a single exon. NCBI's taxonomy places the organism in Eukaryota, Metazoa, Arthropoda, Insecta, Diptera, Syrphidae. Bases 32 to 727 code for a protein of 231 amino acids. The record is from RefSeq and is a predicted model, not a curated record.
GCAACAGAUCUAAGCAACACUUCUAUCGAAAAUGACUAAAUUCAUUCAAAUUGCUCUUCUUAUCGCUUGUGCUGCCAUCUGUUGUGCAGAACCAGCUCGAUUGAGAAAUCGACAACAAAGAGUUGCUGCUCGUCAGGAAGUAGCUCCUGCAGAGGAUGUCCCAGCUCAAACUCCUUAUCCACCGGCUGGAAUCGUUCCCGAAGUUCGAUUCGAUCUUCCAACUGAGAACGUAGCUGUUGAACCUGACAACACAUAUCUGCCACCUGAUAAUACCGUCACUGGAAUACCAGCUAAGACCUAUGGACCUCCAGAAUCUGCUGAGCCAAAAGAUGAUGUCGAAUCAAACGAUGGUGAUGCUGAGCCAAAAGCUGCCAAUGAUGGCGAUGAAUCAGUAACUACAGAAGAACCUGAGGAAGCUGAAACUGAUGCAACACCAACUGAACAACCAGAAGACUUGGAUCAACCAGAGGUCCAAGAUCCUCUGAAUGAUGAAGCCGAAGAUAACGAAAUUGAAACAGGCCCUGACGAUGAAGAACUCUUAUUGGUUGUUCCCCUUACCCCAAGAGUCAAAACAGCAAGGUUACAAGCACGCCCAUUGAUUCCUCUAAGGUCACAACGUGUAAUUGCUCAACCAAUACCCUACAGAUCCCAACGCUUAAUCGGACAACAACUCUACUUUGCCGACGGCAGAUACUUCGCCUAUACCCCCCAGUACGUCAGAGUUUAAAACAAUUUCCCGUUUUUGUUACUUAAUUUUCUAAGAGUCGAUCGUAAAUUAUUUUUUCCGAGAAUAAAGCAAAACAAAUAUAUUUUCCAAAAUCCAA